Molecule: messenger RNA, 2055 nt
Organism: Closterium sp. Naga37s-1
Lineage: Eukaryota; Viridiplantae; Streptophyta; Zygnematophyceae; Desmidiales; Closteriaceae
Source: the annotation of a GenBank genome assembly
AUGGGGGCAUCCAGCCUGUGGGCGCAAUUACCGCUCCUGUUUUUCCUGGUGCUGCUCUUCGUCAGUCAUGGAGCCACCGCAUCGCCGCAAAAUGUACCGGUCACCGCUAACUAUGUCGGCGGAAUCACAAGCGUGGCAAAGUCUCAGCCGUACGAGGGCUGGGGCGGGCUGUCGCUGAUGGAGCUGGAGGCCGCCGCGAAAGCCGCCGCAGAAGCCGCCGCGAGCGCCGCUGAGGAGGCCGAGCCCACAUCAGCGACGAGCUCGUCCGAGGCCGGCGAGCGCGUUUCAGAGGAAGGAGAUGCCGAGGGCGCGUUGCGCCGAAGCCUCGCUGGCAGCUCCGCGCUCAGUCCACUCGCGUCCGCGUGGCACAGCCUCCUGAUCGCGCAGUACAUGAGCCGAACCACGGCGUGCGGCGCAACGCUAACGCGCGCGUGCCGCGCGCUGCAGAUGGCGGACAGCCUCGUGAAGUCGGGGAAGCCGGGGGAAGCCGUCGCGCAGACCAAGCUGGCCGGGUCUCUCGCACACGCAUGCGCGGGACGCGUCCCGGCGAGCGCGGCGCAGCAAAUACGCCUCGCCCUGCCGCAGAUAAGCCUCGGCCAGAACGCUCUUUUGGCUGGCGGGUCGAAAUCCGUGCGCCCGUCGAGUACGAGCGCGAAGAAAUCCAGCUCGUCCGGAGGGAAAUCGAGCUCGUCCGGAAGUAAAUCGAGCACAUCUGGGAAGAGAACGACGUCGACUGGGAGGAAGAAGGGCGGGCACAAGUGGAAAGACACCCCUGCCACGACGAACCGCAAAAAGGGGGGCCACAAGUACAAGAAUGCCCCAACCACGAACAACCGCGUAAAGGGGGGGCACAAAUACAAGCGGGGCGCCAGGAGAAGUGGUUCGCGAAGUGGGCAAGGCUCGCGAAGCGGUUCGCGAAAGAGCGGGAGUUCUUCCAAGGCGCCUGCGAAGAAAAAUGGCGAUAUCGGCUGGUUGGGACACAACGACGUUGCGCAGGGGAUAAUGCAGUGGCUGCCGUAUGGUAACCCGAUCGACGACUGCUGGAUGGGUCCCAAUUGGCAAGCCACUCCGACGAAAUUGGCGAGCUGCGUCGAGGGUUACGCGACGGGAACCACUGGCGGCGCGAAUGGGCGCAUUUACCAUGUGACGUCGAAUCAGGACGAUCGGAUCAACCCCAAGCCCGGCACACUGCGAUACGGCGCAACCCGGGCUGAGCCGCUGUGGAUUGUAUUCGACGACGACUUUGACUUUAGCGCGCUGGAUGCGGAGAUCAUCGUGUAUAACGACAAAACGGUGGACGCGCGUGGGCGAAAGAUCACGAUGGGUAACGGGCCGUGCAUGGCCAUCGAGUUUUCGCACAACGUCAUCGUGCACGGCAUGGCGUUCAAGAACUGCAAGAACCGCGUCGGUGCUAUCUCGCUGACCACGGGCCCGGACAAUACAGUGGGCGGGCGGAACUACCUUAACGGGUAUGGGCUGUACAUCUACGCUUCCCACCAUGUGUGGGUGGACCACUGCUCGUUUGACUACGCGGACGACACCCACAUUGAUAUUGUCGCCGCCAGCACUGCCAUCACCGUCUCCAACUGCUACUUUACAAAUCAGGAUAAGGUCAUCUUGAUGGGGCAUGAUGAUGCGUAUAGUGCCGACCGUGCCAUGCGUGUAACUGUCAUGCUGAACAAGUUCGGGCCGAACCUGUCGGAGCGCCUGCCUCGGGGCAGGUUCGGGCAGUUCCACGUCUUGAACAACUACUACCCGAAUGGGUGGAACAUCUACGCCAUUGGUGGCAGCGCCGACCCGACGUUUCUGAGCGAGGGAAACUAUUUUGUGGCCAAUGACAAGCCGUUUCUCAAGGAGGUGACGAAGCACAACAUAGCAGCAGGGCAGUCAACGUACAUGAGCUGGGACUGGCAGUCAGUAGGUGACCACUUUGAGAACGGGGCAUUUUUCACCAAGAGUGGCUCGCCGGGCUAUAAACCUUCUUACUCUUACAAAGCACUCAGUGCUCUGGAGGUGCCACGUGCAACCAAUCGUGCUGGCCCUAUUGGACAAUAG